AUGAAAAGAAAAAGUUUUCUCUUGAUUCUCGCUCUGUUCACUGUUGAGAUCGCUUCGGAUGACUGUCAAGCCAAACUAGAAAAAAAACAGAAAAUAAUCGAGGAACUGAAGGAGCAGCUAAUGAGUAUGGAUGGUAACAAUGAUGUAACAAUGUGCGACGAUUGGACGAAGUAUCAAGGGAAAUUCUACAAGCUGAUCCCGGUAGCCACCAGUCACAAGGAGGCCGAAGAGGUUUGCCAAAAGCAAGGCGCGCAAUUGGUCUCCAUUCACAGCGACGAGGAGGCCAAUUUCGUUUUGGAUUUGGGUUUGGAUCCAAACCGCAACCAGAAUUUCCAUCUCGGAUUGUCGAAGAACGGAGACAAAUGGAGUUGGAGUGACGGGACGGAGAUGAAUUACACGAAAUGGGACUCCUCUCAAGGGAAUGACUUCAAAUGGGCUGUGUUGCCUCCAUCAAAGCGCUGGUACAAGAUCAACGACGACGAUUGGGGGCAAAUCAUUUGCAAGAGAGCAAAC
Messenger RNA from Mesorhabditis belari, 513 nucleotides. NCBI's taxonomy places the organism in Eukaryota, Metazoa, Nematoda, Chromadorea, Rhabditida, Rhabditidae. The record is from the annotation of a GenBank genome assembly.